AAACACAUGCAAAUUUCAAACUGACAGAAAAUUUCAUCAGUUGACAGUUUUGUAACAAUUUCUACAGAAAAUUUUAAAAAUGAUUAAUUUCUAGAUUAUCAUAAAACGAAGAUUCAACCUGAGAAAGAUGACCGAUUCAUUUUAGAAAAUCAAAAAAUGACAUCAAAAGACUUAACGGUCACUUUGAACUCUGGAAGUGUGAUGCCUAUGGUUGGACUUGGAACUAAUGGUAUCAAUGGAUUUAAAGAUAUACUGGAAGUCCUGGAUUAUGCCUUGGAAGCAGGAUACCGACUUAUUGGUAAUAUUUUCCCAAUAUUCUUUAAUUCAGAAUAUCCUCAAGAUCAAGGUCAGAAAGCUACCAGAGCUUUACGAAAAUCUCUUGAGAGACUUGAUUGUGAAUACAUUGACCUUUAUUUAAUCAACUGGCCAGGCUCAUAUGGUAUAAGCUCAUCAAGCAAAGAAAAUGCGACUUUGAGAGAAAAAAGCUGGGAGCUGAUGGUGGAAGCUGUGAAUGAAGGAUUGGUUAAGAAUAUUGGCGUUUCCAGCUACACUGUGAAACAUUUGAAGAAGUUAUUGAGUAACGACUACGGUAUCAAACCUUGUAUUAACCAGAUUGAAUUCCAUCCCCAAUGCUAUCAAAAGAAAUUAUUACAAUUUUGUGAUAAGAAUGGAAUCAUGGUUCAAGCAUAUCAAUCCUUCGGAGGAACGACUGAUGGUAAUAUGGAUCUUCUCGAACAUCCUGUAGUUGUGGAUAUCGCGAACAGGCUGGAAAAAUCGUCAGGGCAGGUGCUUCUUCGUUGGGCUAUUCAACAAAAUAUUGGUGUCAUUCCAAAAUCGAAAAAUCAAAGUCGUAUCAUUAGUAACAUGGAACUAGACUUCACCAUUCCUGAUGCAGAUAUGAAAACUUUGUGCAGCUUCAAAAAACAAAUUCGAUAUGAUUGGGAUCCUGAAUCUGUAGCGUAAAUCCCGAAAGGACACCCUAGGAUGCCCAAACACAUUUCUAAUAUGUAUUUAAUACGAUGAAUAAAACUCAUAUCAAUCAAUCAA
Molecule: messenger RNA, 1047 nt
Organism: Leptinotarsa decemlineata (Colorado potato beetle)
Lineage: Eukaryota; Metazoa; Arthropoda; Insecta; Coleoptera; Chrysomelidae
Source: RefSeq, a predicted model, not a curated record